AUGGAAAUAAAACAAGAAACUAGUGAGAAAUCUUGUAAAAUAGAAAUAGGUUAUGAGACGUGUGUUGGUCCUUUGAAUGCCGUAAAAAUUGAAAUUAAGGAAGAACCCAAGAAAGAAAGUGCAUACGACACAUUUGAUUAUUUAGACUUUCCUGUAGACUCUAAGCCUAAAGUAGGACAAGAUGAAUUUAAUCUAUUUGAAGAAAAAACAAACAUCAAAUAA
Messenger RNA from Diabrotica balteata, 222 nucleotides. NCBI's taxonomy places the organism in Eukaryota, Metazoa, Arthropoda, Insecta, Coleoptera, Chrysomelidae. The record is from the annotation of a GenBank genome assembly.